Capronia coronata CBS 617.96 is the source of this 2424-nucleotide messenger RNA. RefSeq lists its product as uncharacterized. Gene Ontology annotation, cellular component: cytoplasm. The record is from RefSeq and is a predicted model, not a curated record. The transcript has 2 exons. Lineage: Eukaryota; Fungi; Ascomycota; Eurotiomycetes; Chaetothyriales; Herpotrichiellaceae. Bases 1 to 2424 code for a protein of 807 amino acids.
AUGGGCAAUACGCAGACCAAAGAAGAACGUGGACAGGGUUCCGCCGGCUCCAGGGUCGGUGGCAGCGUGAGCUCGGCUGCAAGACCAGAUGCGCAAUCCAAUGGUUCAGAGGCUUCACUUCGGGCCGUGUCCUCUUCUCGCCAGCGGACGGGCAGCCGACCGGAUUUCUCCUUUCUCGGCAUCGGCGGGAGUAGUGAUCAAGAUGCCUCUUCGCUCGAGGCCAGGCGGGAGAACAAGCAGGAGAGAGAGGCCCGGAAGGCAGAGAAAGAAAGAGUAGCAAGACUUAAAGAGCGCGAACGCAGCAUGAGAGAAGAACAUGUUGAUGGAGGCUAUCUCGUCACUCAAGGUGUCUACGUUGGCCCCGAGGACUUUAACAAAGUUAUUGUCCGUCAACUCAUGAUUGAACGGCGACUGGCGCCCUUUUGGAGAGGCUUGAACGACUUCUCCGAUUCCUGGGCAGAGCAUCAACUUAUGGCAGCGGCUAGAGGUAUGCCGAUCCCGCCGGCCGAUGAGGUCCCUCCGGAACUCGAAUAUCGGCUCACCAAAAGAACAACGACGGACAAAACCAAAGGCUCGUCUCUCAAAAACGCCACGAUACCCAUUGGAUCCAGGUCGCAGUCAUUCCAAUCGGAUAGUUCAGCACGACUAUCCCCUGUUCCUCACUCACUCCCGCUUGGUUCUACGGCACCGGCACCACCAUCUAACUCGCCGAGCACUGGCAUUUUUAGAACUCGAGCCAAAACACUGGCCUCCCUAACCACAUCAUCCCGCGGUAACUCACAAGCCGACAUGACGCCGAGAGAGUUCCAAUUGCCGCCGGACCCCUUCGUCAAUGGCCAACCCAUCGAGGUCUAUCUGUACAAAGACGCCACGGAGUGCCCAAUUUGUUUCCUUUAUUAUCCUCCGUAUCUCAACACCACCCGAUGUUGUGAACAGCCAAUCUGUUCGGAAUGCUUCGUUCAAAUCAAACGCCCUGAUCCACAUCCCCCCGAGCAUGAACAGCCAGAGCCCAAUGCCGCACCUGCGUCCGAUGCGGAGAGCGAAGCACAAGAGGAAGGUCUCCUCGUCUCAGAGAUCGCAACAUGCCCUUAUUGCAAGACUCCGGAUUUCGGCAUCACCUACACGCCACCUCCGUUCCGAAGAGGGCUCACAUACGGAACAGGAUCUCAGCCUUACCAAGUCAUGUCGGCAAGGUCUUCUCAGACGUCGAUCUCCUCAGGUAACUUGUCCCCCGGUCCCGGCCGUCGGCGGGGCACUUCGCUUUCUGCGAACGCCCCGGAGGUAAUCACCACAGACAAGAUCCGCCCAGACUGGGCUACGAAGUUGGCGGCGGCUCGUGCUCACGCUGCGCGACGAUCUGCAGCAGCCACAGCUCUGCACACCGCAGCGUAUUUGAUGAACGGACAGAGCAGUGAAUCUCGAACGUUUCCGGCGUUUGGUCGAAGAAAUAUGCUCAGGAGGCCUCCUUUGGAGGGCACAGAGAAUGGUCCUAGUUCAAACUUGAGUGCGCUGGCAAUGUUGGCCGAAAGGAAUGGUGCGCGUCAACACGAGCAGACGAAUUCGGAGGCGAGAAAUCCUUUCCUACCCCCGCCUCGCGGUAGCAGUUCUCGCAGGAGCAGGAUGGACGACCUCGAAGACAUGAUGAUGAUGGAAGCCAUCAGGCUAAGUCUAGCAUCCGAGGAGGAACGCCGCAGGAAGGAGGAGAAGGAAGCACGCAAGGAAGCAAAGAAAAAGGAGAAAGAGUGUAAGAAGGCGGAAAAAGCCGCCCGCAAGAACAGUCUCUUCACCUUGAACUCCACCACCAGCACCGGCGACGGAUCUAGCAGUUUCACGGAAAGGUCUCGCAGUAACCUCUCGCUAGGCUUGGAGGAUGAAUCUCCGGCGGGCAAAGGCAAGGCGAUUGAGCGCAGCGAGACACCCCCAUCGCAAGGGCCGAGUGUGGAAGAAGAGCCGGUGCGGCCGUCGUACAUCCCUGCCCUGUCGCUCUCUGGUACCAGCCAGGAAUCAUUGGCGUCCUCGAUACCGGUUCCUCUCGGAGCUGAACCCUUCCGACGAUCACAUCUGCGGCAGAUGUCCACUGCCUCUUCUGCCUCCUCCUCGUACGUUGAUUCUGGCCAGGCAGCCGCCUUUUCUGGUUCGGAUACCCCCCCUCCCGGGAGCCUUGAGCCGAUGUUCAACUUCCGAAGUUUGGCCGCAAUGAUUGGCGAAGAUGAGAAAGGAGAGAACACCGCACAUGUGGAGAACGUCAAUGGUGAUCGUUCUCCCAGAAGCACGGAAGACCAGACGGCUAUGACCGAGAAAACCAGGCCUACGAGCUCUGAAGGGACUCUGGACUCCGAUUCGGGGAACGCUGGAGGAGACGACCCAAGCCUUGGAAAAGGCAAGAGUGCGAUCGGAACUUCGCCAGCAUUACCAGAUGUAUAA